Molecule: messenger RNA, 1573 nt
Organism: Haliotis rubra (blacklip abalone)
Lineage: Eukaryota; Metazoa; Mollusca; Gastropoda; Lepetellida; Haliotidae
Product: armadillo-like helical domain containing protein 1
Exons: 13
Coding region: 155-1360 (401 amino acids)
Source: RefSeq, a predicted model, not a curated record
UCCUCCCACUAACCAAGAUGGCGGUAUAGCAACUAUGUCAACAACACGCUGACAGACCUCCUAUCACAAGAAAUAGCGCAAAAAUAUUGACACCAACAGGUCCUUUCUGAGUGAGUUGAUAUAGUCAUGGGGGAGUGCAAAGCAACAAACAGCUAUGUCAAGAAUCAUGAAUCUCCUUCAAGAAUGGGACAAGGGCUCCAAAUCUGUGCGAAAGAAAAUACUUCAAGAUUUUAUCAUGCAGAAUCAAAGUAAAACUGGACCGGAAUUAGAACAGGAAUUCGCACAAGCAGCUAGCCUGUUUCUCACAAGACUUACAGCCUGGUUACGUUUAACAUACAUGAUUGGCACAUGUCUUCAUGAACAACUGUGUGCAGUGUCCAUAUUCCUGUCUGCAUCUAGUGGUCACAAGUUCAUGGCAGAAUUUCUUGAGGUUGGAGGCGUUCUGACCCUCCUUGAGGUCAUAGGACUGAAACAAGCGAAGGAAGCAGACAAAGCGCAGGCUGUCAAGUGUAUACAGCACAUUGCAAAUGCUGGCCGCAAAUACAAGGAACUUGUGUGCGAGAGCUAUGGUAUCCGUGCUGUGGCUGAGUGCCUGGCCAAGUCUAAGAGUGAGGAGACCCAGGAUGCGUGCCGGAACUUGCUGCUGAUGCUGGGCCAGGGUAAUCCCAAGUUUGAGAUGCAGGUGUACAAGGGUCUAAUUGCUCUGCUGCCAUGUAGCUCACCUAAAGCCCAGCAGAUGGCAGCACACUCACUCAGAGUUGUACAGGCAACAGUGAGACAGGCAAAUGUCAGUGUGGUGGAGCCGUUACUGAACCUACUGAAAACUCUCCAUCUAGAGGUACAGUUUGAAGCUAUUGAAUUGGUCAAGGAGCUGAUGGACUACGAUGUGUCUACCAGUCUGCUGAAGGGUCUGGUGGCGCUACUCCGACCAGCCAAGGAGGACAGUCUACCCAGGCCAGAGAUUCUUGAAGAUCCUGAUGUUCCAAAGAUCAGUGCCCCUCUACCUGUGUACGUACAGCAAGCAGCAGCAGCUAAAACUAUUGGCAUCCUGGCAAGAGACAGUAAUGAACUUGCAGAAAAACUGAUUCAGACCCGAGUGGUGCACAACCUGAUGUUUGCCAUGGGUAACCAGGACUACGCUGACAGUCAAAGACAAGCCAGCAUCACACUCGAGUAUUUCUGUAGGACAUUUCCAAUUGUUGACGACCAUGUUCGAGACGCCAUGGGAGAAGCUUUGUAUGAUCUGUUUAUGGCAAACCCUGAGACCCUGUAUGUCAACAUGAACCACAUCCAAGCUGAUGUCCUCAUCUCCAACAAAGUCAACAUCCCUAAAUAUGAAGUGGUGGAGACAGUGGACUAGAGGUUUGAUUUGUUGUUCAGCGUCAUCUUCAUCGUCUUCAACAUCUUCAUCUGCUGCCACACUGGCUGUGAAGCUUGGUGUGGACACAUUGAUUGUGAUACACUGUACCCAGCUAGCAUUUCCAUGUAAAGAGAUUGAUGAAGGAUCUUAUAAAGACAUGUUUAUAUUGUGAAGUUUGUAUAUAGAAAUAAUAUUGAAAUGAAAUAACCAGCG